GACUGUCAAGUUUUUGUUUACAAAAAGUUGACAAAAAGUUAGUACUUUUGAAAAAUACUUUUCUUGCUAUUACCAUCGGUUUGUUGAUUAUAUUACCUACUGAAACAUACCCAGCUUCUAUAUCUUUGACAAAUUUUCGUGUCGUGUAAAGUUAAUUCGCGAUUUCAUAAUUUUCAUAACUCCACAGGCCGGCUAUGCCUCACACGAAACGACACAGUUGUAUUCGUUAAUUUAUCACCUUAUGCAGUGACCUUGGAAUAUUAUCACAUAUUAUCGUAUUUGGUGACAACUCUGUGUUCUCUGCAGUCUUUUCGGCGUACGCAGUGUAAUCACAAGCAGUAGUUAUCGUAUAUUGCUCAACCAUGGCUGCCGGCGCUCUCCUGAAGUCUUCUCACUUUAUCUUACAGUCAGCCAGCACACUGAAGCAGCUGGCCCCGCUAUGCCGCAGCUUCACCGUCCAGCUCUCGGAGCAACAGUGCUAUAUCCAGGAGUUGUGCAGGAACUUCGCCGAGACCCACCUCAAGCCCAAAGCCUCCAAGCUGGACAAAGAUGGAUUGUUCCCUACUGAAGAGAUAAAGAAGCUGACAGACCUCGGCCUGAUGGGCGCGACUGUCAGCAAAGACCUCGGAGGACUGCAACUGGACUACCUGUCCCUGGCCAUAGCGGUGGAGGAGCUGUCCCGAGGUUGCGCCAGCACCGGCAUGAUCGCCUCCAUACACAACUUCCUGUACGUGAACCUGGUGAAUGAACGAGGGACUGAGGAGCAGAAGGAGCUGUUCUUGAAGGAUUAUGUGACGGGAAAGCUUGGCUGCUUCGCCUUGAGUGAGCCUGGAGCGGGCAGCGACGUGGCCAGCAUCAGUACCAUCGCUCGCGAGGAUGGUGACUUCUGGGUCCUCAACGGCACCAAGAGCUGGGUGACCUCGUGCAUCGAGGCGUGGGGCACCGUCGUGUUCGCCACCGUCGACCCUGAGUUGAAACAUAAGGGGAUCACUUGUUUCCUUGUUCCUCUCGACGCUGAAGGAGUGUUCAGAGGAAGGAAACAACCCAUCAUGGGCAUCAGGGCGGCAACAGCAUGCGACUUGAACCUGCAGAACGUUCGCAUCCCCCGCUCCUACAUGGUGGGCGCGCCGGGCGAGGGGUUCCGCACCGCCAUGGCGCAGCUCGACCAGGCGCGCAUCGGCAUCGCCGCGCACGCCACAGGUAUCGCGCAGUCUGCACUAGACACGGCCAUAGACUACGCCAAGCAGCGGGUCGCAUUUGGCAAACCGCUAACUAAGCUGCCCUCUGUCAUUGACCGUCUAACCGAAAUGUCAGUAUUAGUCGAAACCUCCCGCCUGCUCACGUACAGGGCGGCCACAGAGCUCAGCACUAAGAACAGUGCGAUGGCGAAGUACGUGGCCGGGCGGAACGCACUCACGGUCGCCGACCACUGCGUGCAGAUCAUGGGCGGGAAGGGACUGUCCACAGAGUACGAUGCCGAGAGACACUUUAGGGACUCUCGAGGCACCCAGAUCUACGGCGGAGUGACGGAUGUGCAGAAGAGACUGAUCGGACACUUUCUACUGAAGGAGAACGAUGCGCUAUGACGCCGACGUAAGGUAAAAUAGUCCAUAUUAUACUUAAAUAUCAGCUGCCAGAGUUUGUUAUCGACGUCGAUAAACUUGUUUAACGCGCGUUCCACCAAUCACAGCCCACUAUUUAUGACGAAUCGCGAUAUAGUGUUGUUUGUCUAUGUCGAUAACGAACCCGUGUAGCGGAAGCUAGGAUCUUGCCAUCAUCAGAUAUCUUUGAAAGCUAUGUACCUACUUGAAUUGUUAUUAAAAAUACAACUUGUAUAACUUUCAAAGUAAGUUCUAGAUUUUAUAAUGAUGUAUGUAUGGACUGAUAUGAGAAAAUAUAUAUUACGUGAAUUUAAACCAGUUAUACUAAAAAAGGCUUCCAUUAUUGUAAUAGUUCAUAGCUAGUCAUACGUAAAUUGUAGAAUAAUUAAUCUGCUAUAUUUUGGAUAAUUUAGAAAGCAAUAAUUUAGUCUAUCUUGAUAUUGACUGAAAAUAUGGAUAUGAUAAAUGAAUGCUGGGAAACAAAUAUAUAAUAGCAGGGUUUGAUUUCGAUUUAUAGGCGCUUUAUGUACUUAUUUAAUGUUAUAUGUAAGUAUUAAGUUACGAAAAUUCCCAUUCUAAAUAAGCAAUAUCGUAUACUGUACUAAGUAUGAUCUAAUGAAUCAAUGCAUUUAUAAGUAAGUAGGUACAUAUUAUAAGUAAUAUUUUAUUAUUAUAUCCGUUUUAGAAAGCUAUACACGUUGUUAAAAAUUGAAUUUGUUAUUUAAUAAAAUAAUUUUAAAUAAA
Molecule: messenger RNA, 2345 nt
Organism: Plutella xylostella (diamondback moth)
Lineage: Eukaryota; Metazoa; Arthropoda; Insecta; Lepidoptera; Plutellidae
Product: short-chain specific acyl-CoA dehydrogenase, mitochondrial
Biological process (GO): fatty acid beta-oxidation using acyl-CoA dehydrogenase; butyrate catabolic process
Cellular component (GO): mitochondrion
Molecular function (GO): short-chain fatty acyl-CoA dehydrogenase activity; flavin adenine dinucleotide binding
Source: RefSeq, a predicted model, not a curated record